Messenger RNA from Aspergillus glaucus CBS 516.65, 1371 nucleotides. RefSeq names its product PCI domain protein. Bases 1 to 1371 code for a protein of 456 amino acids. The record is from RefSeq and is a predicted model, not a curated record. NCBI's taxonomy places the organism in Eukaryota, Fungi, Ascomycota, Eurotiomycetes, Eurotiales, Aspergillaceae. Gene Ontology annotation, biological process: cytoplasmic translational initiation. The transcript has 2 exons. Gene Ontology annotation, molecular function: translation initiation factor activity. Gene Ontology annotation, cellular component: cytoplasm; eukaryotic translation initiation factor 3 complex.
AUGCCCGCCCCUACUACUACCCUCCUCAUCGAGGGCAGCUUCUCCGAACUCGUCGAGGAGUUCGCCCAGUACCUCGACGCCCUGCGCAAGGAAGAAUCGUCGUCCCUCCAGUCCGAAGUUGCCCCCCUCCUCGAGCCUAUUCGCCAGCAGGAACAGAAUGAACAGGAGCCGGAUCUGAAGCAGCGCGAUGAGCUUCUCAAGAAGCUGGUUGCUGCUGCAACCGUCUUGAACUCGGCCCCGGAGAAGGAAAUCACUCCGGCCUACAACCUCCUCCUUCACCUCAUUCACCAGGCCUCCGACCCGAGUGUCUUCCUCUCCCGCGUCUGCACCUACCUCGCCAAACCCAUCACCAGCUCCCCUCAGUACGGCCCCUCGCUGGCCAUCUCCAUCCUCUCCACCGUGUUCAACACCCUCCCUCCCUCCGACGCCAGCCGGUACCACGUCCUGUUGGCCAUUAUUGCCGUCAUCCGCCAGUCCAGCUCCAUCUACACCUUCGAGGCCCUGAAGCCGCAAUUGACCACCCAAUUGCCCAAAUGGCUGGCCGCCUGGGAACUCAACGAGGAGGACGUUCAGAAGCUGCACUUGGCCGUGGCCGAGACCGCCCAGGCCGCUGGUGACAGCGAACUCGCCCAGACCCACGUCCUUGAGGCCCUGCAGACCAUCCCCGCCGACAAGGCUUCGUCCACGGAAGCCCGCGAACUGGCCAUCCGCGCUCUUACCGCCGCCCUCAAGCAGCCGACCAUCUUCGACUUUACUUCCCUGACUGCUUCGGACGCCGUGCAGGCCCUCCGCUCUAGCGACAGCACGCUCUUCGAACUGCUCGAGAUCUUCACCUCGGACACGCUCGAUGCCUACGACGCGUUCGUCUCCGCCUCCCCGCUCUCGUCCAUCUCCGGUGGCGUGCUGGCUGAUGCCGGCGACGCUCUGCAGGACAAGAUGCGUCUGUUGACUCUUACCUCGCUCGCCGCGUCGACGCCCUCGCGCUCGCUCCCCUACGCCACCAUCGCCGCCGCACUGCGCGUCCCUGCUGAGGACGUCGAGAAGUGGGUGAUUGACACCAUCCGCGCCGGUCUGGUCGAGGGUAAGCUGUCGCAGCUGCGACAGGAGUUCCUGGUCCACCGCGCGACCUACCGUGUGUUCGGUGAGAAGCAGUGGUCUGAGGUGCAGGGUCGGUUGAUGGUCUGGCGGCGCAGCCUGGAGAGUGUCCUUGGAGUUAUCCGUAACGAGCGGGAACGGUUUGUGCGUGAGAGCAUGCAGCAGGCUGCUGCUGCGGCUGCCGCGGCUGAUGGUGAAGGCAAGGGAGACAAGGGUGGAAAGAGACGGAAUCAGCAGCCGGCACAGGCCCAGGCCCCUGUUGAGGCUGCUGAGUAG